GCCGCCCUGGCUCUCGAGCUGUGAGACUUUCCGGCAUGCCACGCAAUGGUCUGCUUCUGUGCAAGCUGGAGACAUACUGUGGAUCCCUGCCGGAUGGUUCCACACCCUCAAAAGCAAGGAGGGCUCGGCGGCGGUGUCCAUUUUCAAUCGAGGCAUGACGGUUGUGCCCGAGCUUGUCGUCUCUUUGCUUGGCUCCCACUUGUUCCAGGCGUUUCGGGAGUCUGCCGAGUUGGACGAUGCCCAGGAUGCGCUGGCGGAUGAAAUUCUGCGUGCGCAUCCGGAUCUAGAUGGCGUGGAUCAGUCGGAGGAGUCAAACGUUGGCGAAGCCGCAGCGAACAUGCGCUUGGCCCAGAAACUGGAGGAGCAGCUGCAUAAAUUGCGACCGACUGGGUCGAACAUCUCAUUGCCGUCUGGGAGUUUUUUGAGUGAAGCGCUGGCAGCAGAACCACAACUGGAGUUGCUUGCAGCCGCCUUGCGCAGGAAGGAGGAACUGCUGCAGGACUUGAGCAGCCUAAGUCCAAGCAGAGCUCAUUUGGCCAU
Symbiodinium pilosum is the source of this 540-nucleotide messenger RNA. The record is from the annotation of a GenBank genome assembly. Lineage: Eukaryota; Dinophyceae; Suessiales; Symbiodiniaceae.